GCCCCUGGGAGUGGUGGAUGCCCCAGUUGGGUUCCUUGAGGUUGACUGUGAUCCCCCCACUUCUCUCCCCUGCAGCUGCUACACCCCAGACAUACAGACCUGGCCCCUACCGUCUGAGGGAAGGCGGAAGUGAGGCGGGCAGCCUGCGGCUUCCUCUUUUAGUCCUGCUGUGGGCUCAAGUCUCCUUACUCAGAGCCUCGGAAGAGGGGACUGCGCACCAUGGCCUCCCGUGCAGCGCCAGUCAGGCAGACAUGCUGCUGUUUCAACGUUCGAGUUGCCACCAUAGCCCUGGCCGUCUACCAUAUAGUCAUGAGUGUCCUGCUGUUCGUUGAACAUGUGGUGGAGGUGGCCCGCGGUAAAGUCUCCUGCAGGUUCUCCAAGAUGCCAUACCUCAGGAUGGCUGACCUGCUCUCCAGCUUCCUGCUCAUUGGCGCCCUCUUCAUCAUCAGCAUCAGCCUGCUGUUCGGCGUGGUCAAGAACCGGGAGAAGUACCUGAUACCCUUCUUGUCCCUUCAAAUCAUGGACUUCUUGCUGUGCCUGCUCACACUGUUGGGCUCCUACAUCGAAUUGCCAGCGUACCUGAAGCUUGCCCGGCCCCGGCCCGGUCCUUCUAAGGUCCCCUUGAUGACACUGCAGCUGCUGGACUUCUGUUUGAGUAUCCUGACCCUAUGCAGCUCCUACAUGGAAGUGCCCACCUACCUUAACUUCAAGUCCAUGAACCACAUGAAUUACCUCCCAAGCCAGGAGGGCAUACCCCGCAGCCAGUUCAUCAACACGAUGAUCAUCUUCUCAGUGGCCUUUGUCACCGUGCUCAUCCUGAAGGUCUACAUGUUCAAGUGUGUGUGGACAUGCUACAGAUUCAUGAAGCACAUGAAUUCGGCCACAGAGAACAGCAGCUCCAAGAUGUUCCUCAAGGUGGCUCUGCCGUCUUAUGAGGAAGCCCUGUCUCUGCCCACUAAGACUCCAGAGGGGGACCCAGCACCACCCCCAUACUCAGAAGUGUGAUCCUCACCAGGCUUUCAGCCCUUGGGCUGGGAGAGGCGGAACUUCCUCCUCCUGCUUCUUCACUUUGGUGGUUGCUGUGGCCUACUACAGGACAAUCUGCUUGUGCACCCCCCUCACUGUCCUCUCCUCUCGGGGACCCCUCACUCACGAUUGAGUCACCCUGGGCUAAGUGACCUUUUGUGACUCAGGACACAGCCUAGCAGCUCACCCUGUCUCCAUCAGCAAUGGUACUUGUUCAGAGCGCAGUUGUGGCAAAGUAGGGUGAGUUUGGUUAACAGCUACUGGCUUGAUCUGUUUAGCCAAGCGGCCAACACCCACAGGGGCAGCAAGAAGAGAAUCUGGCCAAUCAACAGUUCCUGGUGUCAGUCUAUACUCAGUCAUCAGGUUACAGGGUGGGUCACGAUUGUGGUGCCCACUUACCACCCCCAAUACCCCAAAAGUGUAAAAAGAAAACAAUUCCUUCAAAUAGUUUGCCCAAACAAAUAGCGAUUCAGCCAAUCGCUGUCUUAGGAAUUACGAUAAAAUCUAAUGAGAAACUGAGAUGUCAAACAGGAGGAAAGAAAAGAAACAGAGUUCCUCCCACCAUUCAGUGCAAUGGCUACCCAGCCUCUACUCGAGUUUCUCUAGCAUCUGGAUGCUGGGACGUCCAACAGUCCCGCAGCUGCCCUGACCAUCCUGCUCAGCAUGGAAAAAAAAAAUGGUUGCUUCUGUUUUAAACAAUCCCUUCUCAUGAAUCACCGCUCUGAUGGCAAACUGUCCUCAUCUUCAGUCUAGUGUUCCCCACAGUCACACAGUGGUGAGGUCCCUGCAAGGGUUACUGUAGCCACUGGCAGAUUUAGGGUCUGCUUAUCAUGACAGCCCAACAGCCAGGUUGCUCCAGCUUGUUUGCCCAGGGCUAUGUUCAGGGGAUGGCAGGCUUGGAGUUGGCUGCUCUGUGGGUAGCUGUCUGCCACUAUGGCUGGCCAGUUGGGGCAGGCUAGCCCAUGGGGUGUGAAGAGCCAACCAGAGUCUUGUGUCCUAUGAUGGCAACAAGGAGGGUCAGUCCAUGUGCCUCUGCUGGCUUUCCCAUUGCUGGGGGUUGCUAGGCGUUGCUAGGGGUUGCUAGGGAUCUACAUCUGCUUGUGGUAUAGAUGGGGCUGAAGGGCUGAGAGGGCCGAGAGAAGUUCCCACUGCACCUGUGUUAUUGCUUGUGUGUGACUUGGAAGAAGGGUCAAUAAAGUAGCUGCAAGCUCU
Molecule: messenger RNA, 2238 nt
Organism: Arvicanthis niloticus (Nile rat)
Lineage: Eukaryota; Metazoa; Chordata; Mammalia; Rodentia; Muridae
Gene: Laptm5
Product: lysosomal protein transmembrane 5
Cellular component (GO): lysosomal membrane
Source: RefSeq, a predicted model, not a curated record